Racocetra fulgida is the source of this 313-nucleotide messenger RNA. Lineage: Eukaryota; Fungi; Glomeromycota; Glomeromycetes; Diversisporales; Gigasporaceae. The record is from the annotation of a GenBank genome assembly.
AUGUCUGUCUCUCAUAGAGAUACACGAAGUACUAUCUUGUUCGAUUCUUCAAAAGAGCAAGAUAUUAAUGAUGACUGCUCAGUUUCGUCUGAGCUUGAUAAUUUAAGUGACCAAGAGGGAGAGGACCGACAAACUUUUAUUCAAAAUAACGAACGUCAAAGUGAUGCUUUCGAUUUCGAUGACCAUCUUAUACCAUUAGCCCUAACAGAGACACGAAGGCAUCCUACUCAUUUAGAGAAAGAAGUUACAUUUUAUAAUGGUCUUAAUCUAGUAAUCGGUUCAAUAAUUGGAUCUGGUAUUUUUGCUUCUCCGG